Molecule: messenger RNA, 1855 nt
Organism: Aspergillus neoniger CBS 115656
Lineage: Eukaryota; Fungi; Ascomycota; Eurotiomycetes; Eurotiales; Aspergillaceae
Product: sugar porter family MFS transporter
Exons: 4
Coding region: 55-1662 (535 amino acids)
Biological process (GO): carbohydrate transport; transmembrane transport
Cellular component (GO): membrane
Molecular function (GO): carbohydrate:proton symporter activity
Source: RefSeq, a predicted model, not a curated record
CGUUGCUUGCGACCUGCAUCAGUCCUGAUCCAGCCAAAAAUAAGACAUCUCACCAUGUCUUCGGUGCCCACUUUCGCCGGCUUGUCCGGUCGGAAGCUGAUCUGGUCUGUGACUUCCUGUGCGACCUUGGGUUUCUUGCUCUUUGGUUACGAUCAGGGUGUGAUGAGCAGUAUUAUUGACGCCGAUCCGUUCAACGACAUUUUCACGGCUACGAGAGACAACUCCACCAUUCAGGGUGUGGUCACUGCUAUCUAUGAAUUGGGAUGUCUCGCCGGUGCUGUCUUUAUCCUCGCCUGCGGUGACUGGCUCGGCCGCAGAUACUCCAUCAUGCUCGGUGCCACCAUCAUGAUCAUCGGUGUUAUCAUCCAGGUUACGUCUGUCAAGGGACACGUCCCUCUGGCUCAAUUCUGUGUCGGACGUGUCAUUACUGGUGUCGGAAACGGCAUGAACACAUCCACCAUCCCCACAUACCAGGCUGAAUGUUCGAGAACCUCCAAUCGUGGUCUGCUCAUCUGUAUCGAGGGUAGUACCAUUGCUAUUGGAACCCUGAUCUCCUACUGGGUGGACUUCGGCGCCUCCUAUGGUCCCGAUGACCUCACCUGGCGUUUCCCCAUCGCUUUCCAGAUCUUCUUCGGUCUUCUUAUCAUUUUCGGACUCAUGGUGCUGCCCGAGUCUCCCAGAUGGCUGUUCACCCAGGAGCGCUACGAGGAAGGUGAGCGGGUCAUUGCCGCCUUGCAGGGUAAGGAAAUCAGCCACCACGAGGUCCAGCUGCAGAAGACCAUCAUUCUGGACUCUCUCAGAGCUUCCGGCAUGGCCACCAAGUCCACUCCCCUCUCCGCCGUCUUCACCGGCGGCAAGACCCAGCACUGCCGUCGCAUGCUUCUGGGCUGCUCAUCUCAAUUCUUCCAGCAAAUCGGUGGUUGCAAUGCUGUCAUCUACUACCUGCCCGUCCUGAUGCAGCAAUCCCUCCACCAGACCGAAUUCAUGGCCAUGAUUCUUGGUGGUGUCAAUAUGAUCGUCUACUCCAUCUUCGCCUGUUCAUCCUGGUUCCUGAUCCAAAAGGUCGGCCGUCGCAACCUCUUCCUUGUCGGCUCUUUCGGCCAAAGUGCUUCCAUGGUGAUUACCUUCGCCUGCUUGAUCCCCGGCGGUCCCGAAGCCGCCAAGGGUGCCGCCGUCGGCUUGUUCACCUUCAUUGCCACCUUCGGCGCUACCUGGCUCCCGCUCCCUUGGCUCUACCCGGCUGAAAUCUCCCCGAUCAAGACCCGUACCAAGGCGAACGCCAUCUCCACCUGCACUAACUGGCUCUUCAACUUCCUCAUUGUCAUGGUCACCCCCAUUAUGAUUCGCAACAUCGGAUGGGGCACGUACCUCUUCUUCGCGGUCAUCAACGCCCUCUUCAUCCCGGUCAUUUACAUCUUCUACCCCGAGACAAAGGGUAGAUCACUCGAGGAAAUUGAUCUGAUCUUCGCCAAGGGAUACCUCGAGAAGAUGACCUAUGUGCGUGCGGCCAAGGAGCUGCCAUUCUUGACCGAUGAGGAGGUCGAGCAGGUUGCUAUUCAGUACGGAUUCGGUCCUGCUGAUCAGCCUGCUAGUGGUGAUAGUGAGAGCACGGAGACUGGUGCAGGUAGGACGGAGGUUGAGGUGGAGAAGCGCAGCGAGUAAGGGGGGCUUAGUUGGAUUAGAUUAGAGUCUUUGCUCGAUAAAGAGCUGUUGUUGUUUGAGGCGGUGAUAUCCAGAUUGACAUUGUAUUACUCAUUGGACAAGAUACCAUAUACCAGAUGGAGUUUGGCUCUGUCAAUAUUUAUGGGACAUUAAUAUAGGACUGCAAUAUACCUACACAAUCUUUUACUAUGCU